Messenger RNA from Tetranychus urticae (two-spotted spider mite), 863 nucleotides. RefSeq lists its product as uncharacterized. Gene Ontology annotation, biological process: lipid metabolic process; response to reactive oxygen species. Gene Ontology annotation, cellular component: cytoplasm. NCBI's taxonomy places the organism in Eukaryota, Metazoa, Arthropoda, Arachnida, Trombidiformes, Tetranychidae. The record is from RefSeq and is a predicted model, not a curated record.
UCAACAAGUUUUAAUGUAAAACAUUUAAUUUCUUCUUUUGUGCAAAAAACUAUGAAAAUGUUCGUCACUCUCUUCGUUGUCUUUGCUGUUGCUUCUUCAGCUCUUGGUGAAUGUCCAGUUCCUCCAAAUGUUCCUGGUGCUGAUAUUGGCAAAAUUGCUGGUCGAUGGUACAGAAUUGGUGGAAAAUCUAUUAUAACUGGUAACCCAAGAACUGAUUUAUACAUUACAGAUGAUUUCAUUCCUCUGGAGGAUGGAAACUUCAAUUAUACAAUCACUGAAGCUUAUUCUGAAGAUAUAAAGUUUAGCGUAUAUAAUUUAGCCGAACGCACUGAUAGUCAAAAUUCAUUGAAUGUCUACGAUAUUGAACGCAAGGUACCAUAUCACAUGACCUACUAUAUAAUCGAUACUGAUUACGAUAACUAUCUGGCUGCUUAUGCUUGUUUAGAAACUCCUAUUAGCACAAGCCCCGUAACCAGCUUCAUUUUAUCCAGGACUAACAGUAUGAGUGCUGCAAAAUAUGACGAACUGUCCAAUUUGUUGGUUAAUAUAUUCAAAAAAUAUAGCCCUGAUUUUGACCCAGAGGACUAAAUAUUGUGGACUUAAGCAAACUUUUUUAUGGAACACAAGGAAUGGUUGCAACUACAUCAUGUAGUUAAGGUCAAUUCCCUUGAAAGUAAAGAUUCAAAUUUUGCAAUGGUCAUUCUUCUGACAGUAAAAUUUUGUAAGCUGACCUUUAUAUUAGACAAAAAUAAAAGAUAAACUAAAAUGAAGCAAAUAAUAACAUUGAGCCAUUAAGAUAACUAUGCACAUUUUUGAAGCAUAAUAUAAAGGUUCAAGAUUAAAGAUUUACUUUACCUCGUGUA